AUCCAAAGCUCAUUCCCCAACAGGAAGAGAGCAUUGGAGGUCUACAUAAUAGAAGCAGAUCAGUGUUAGGCACUAGCAGCUUCCAAAAGAGUUCUAGCACACAAAAGGAAAGGGUAAAAAGAAAUAAAGCAGGAAAUGUAUCGCCAACAUCAAGGACAGAAUGACCUGUUCUCUUCUAGGGCAGCCUUUCCACCAGUCCUACAAGCAGGAAAUGCUCCAGGAAGUUCAGGACUAUUUCUCUCCACUGAUGCUAAGCCUCGAUUGAAAUGGACACCAGAGCUCCAUCAACGUUUUAUAGAAGCAGUGAAUCAACUGGGUGGAGCAGACAGGGCUACUCCAAAAACAGUUAUGAGGCUCAUGAGCAUUCCAGGACUGACUUUAUAUCACCUAAAAAGCCAUCUCCAGAAAUACAGGCUUAGUAAAAAUUUUCAAGCUCAAGCUUGUUCUGGGACUACCAAGAAAGUUAUAGGAUCUGUAAUAGCAGCUGACAGGACAUCUGAAGUGAGUGGACCACUAAUCAGCAAUACAAACAUUGCCUCUCAUUCAUACAAAACCAUGCAAAUAAGUGAAGCACUUCAGAUGCAAAUUGAAGUGCAAAGACAGCUACAUGAGCAACUUGAGGUGCAGAGGCACUUGCAGCUCCGGAUAGAGGCCCAGGGAAAAUACUUGCAAUCAGUGCUGGAGAAGGCCCAAGAGACUCUUGGAAAGCAGAGUGUGGGUUCCAUAGGGCUGGAUGCUGCCAAAGUGCAACUCUCUGAACUAGUUAAUGAAGUGUCAAAUGAAUGUAUCGGUACCGCAUUUCCAAGUCUGAGAGAAUCUUCCAGUUUACACACCCUGAAAGGACAGGCAGCCCAAUUUGCUGACUAUUUGGGGGAUAGUUGCUUGACUUCAUAUAAAGAUCUCCAGAAGGACCGACAGACACAUCAUGUCAGUGUUGGAUUGAGAACUUAUCCUGGAAAUUCACCAUUACACACACAACAGAUAGGGGAGGAUUCCACCCUUGCACAGACUUGUUUUGCAUGGUGUGGGAAUGUGAAUGAGAGUAGAACACUACCUUCAUCCAGAGUAAAAGAAUCUGAAAUGACAAUAUUUCCAGUCAAGGAGUCCAACAUACUACCAAAGAGUGUGAAACCUGAAGGAGAAAAUAUAGGCAGUAUUAGCCUUUCCGAGGCAAAACAAAAUGAAGGUGAUGGAGAAGACCCUUGUCUUGAAAUGCCAAAUGGCAGGAGAUCAGCAGUCCAGCAAGAGAGUACAAAUCAGUUGAAUGGAUUUGCAUUGCCAUGUCUAACAGUGCAGCUAGAUCUAAAUGCCCGUGAUGACAAUGAUCGUUCUCUAGGCUCCAAGCUGUUCGACUUAAAUGGUUUCAGCUGGAGCUGAGGAUGUUGUGUAAAGCAAGCAGCAGACAUGCUUAAUGAAUAACAUGCUCCUUUACUGAUAUUACAAGUUUAGAUUAAUAGUCAGCAUGUGGAAUAGGCUGUAUUAGAAGCUGAUAGCUAACAAUAGUAUUAAACCUUGAAAUGGUUAACAAGAUAUUAAAGUUCAACUCAUGAUUGAGUAGACAGAGACUAUCCCUGCGGUAUGGCAUAAUAGCUAGUGUUUCUGUUGAUGGAAUUGUAUUAAGCAGCAAGAUUUUUUUUCAGUCUAUCAUGAUGUUGGCAAACUGAGUAAUGAAAUCUAAUUAAGCAUCUCUAGAUUUCUUUCUGGAAGGUUGCAGCUGCAUAGAUUGAAAUUGACUACUGAAGUAGUAUGAAAAACUCACUAUGAUGGUAGUGUUAUACACACAAUGUUACUUUGCAACACCACAAUCAGAUGGUCAAUAGAUAUCCCAGGAAGA
Messenger RNA from Elaeis guineensis (African oil palm), 1834 nucleotides. Its product is annotated as myb-related protein 2. The record is from RefSeq and is a predicted model, not a curated record. NCBI's taxonomy places the organism in Eukaryota, Viridiplantae, Streptophyta, Magnoliopsida, Arecales, Arecaceae. Gene Ontology annotation, molecular function: DNA-binding transcription factor activity; DNA binding.